AUGGACCCAAACACAAUUGUAUCUACAGCGACUGAAAGUGCAUUACAAUUUGGGGGAAGUCUGGUUAAACGGCAUUUGGGUUACUUUUUUAAUUACAAUGAAAAAUUUGAAGAGAUUAAACAUCAUGUUGAGAUGCUGGAUGAUGCCAGAAACAGGGUGCGAAAUGAAGUUAACGUUGCAGAAAUGAAUGCAGAAGAAAUUGAAAAUGAUGUUCAACAUUGGUUGAAACAGGUGGAUGAGAAGAUCAAAGAAUAUGAAAGUUUUCUUCGUGAUGAAUGCCAUGCCAAAACAAGUUGCUCCAUUGGUUUCUUUCCAAAUAACUUGCCAUUAAGGUACCAGUUAGGCAAAAAAGCUACGAAGAUGGUAGAGGAAAUGAAAGCAGAUGGACUUUGGAAUAGAAAGUUUCAUAAAGUUUCAUAUAGAGAAGGCCCAUCCAUGGAUGCUGCUUUGUCAAACACUGGUUAUGAAAGCUUUGGGUCAAGAAAUAAAACUACAGAGAUGAUUAUGCAAGCACUGGAAGACUCUACAAUUAAUAUGAUUGGAGUCUAUGGGGUUGGUGGUGUGGGUAAGACCACUUUAGUCAAAGAAGUUGCUAAAAAAGCUCAAGAAAAGAAGUUGUUCAAUGUGGUUGUUAUGGCAAACAUAACAAGAAAUCUUGACAUAAAAAAAGUUCAAGGACAAAUUGCUGAGAUUUUAGGAAUGAGAUUGGAAGAGGAAAGUGAAAUUGUACGAGCAGAUCGAAUACGGAGGAGAUUAAAGAAAGAAAAGGAGAACACACUUAUAAUCCUAGAUGAUCUUUGGGAUGGGUUGGACUUGAAUAGAUUGGGGAUUCCACUUAGUGAAAAUGAUGAUGGAAGCCAACGGGAAGUCAAGGAUAUAACUGAUUUUGGUUACACUAAAAUGGACGAGGAAAAGUUAUUUUCUGAUUAUAAUAAGAAGAAAAAGGAAAAGUUAUCUGCUGAUUACAAUAAGAUGAAAAAAGAAAAGUUAUCUGGUGAUCACAAAGGAUGCAAAAUUCUUCUAACAUCGAGAAGUAAAGAUGUAUUAUGUAAUCAAAUGGAUGUGCAAGAGAGAUCAAUUUUCCCAGUAGGAGUCCUUGACGAAAAGGAGGCGGAGACUUUGCUUAAGAAAAUGGCUGGAAUACAUGUUAAAAAUUCUGAGUUUGAUGCGAAAGCAAUUGACAUAGCCAAAAUGUGUGCUGGAUUGCCCAUAGCAUUAGUUUCCAUUGGAAGGGCACUAAAGAAUAAGAGCUCCUUUGUGUGGGAGGAUGUCUGUCAGCAAAUUAAAAGGCAAAGUUUAACUGGGGGGCAGGAAUCUAUUGAGUUCUCUGCAAAGUUGAGUUAUGAUCAUCUAAAAAAUGAGCAGCUUAAGCAUAUUUUUUUACAUUGUGCUAGAAUGGGAAAUGAUCCCUUGAUUAUGGACUUGGUGAAGUUCUGUAUUGGUUUGGGUUUGCUUCAAGGGAUCUACACAAUAAGAGAAGCCAGAAAUAGAGUGAAUGUCUUGAUAGAAGAGCUAAAAGAAUCAAGUUUGUUGGUUGAAAGUUACUCUACUGACCGCUUCAACAUGCAUGACAUCAUGCGUGAUGUUGCUCUUUCAAUAUUAUCCAAAGAGAAACAUGCUUUUUUUAUGAAAAAUGCCAUACUAGAUGAAUGGCCUCACAAAGAUGAACUUGAAAGGCACACUGCUAUUUUUUUACACUAUUGUGAUAUUAAUGAUGAGCUUCCUGAGAGAAUAUAUUGUCCAAGACUUGAAGUCUUCCAUAUUGACAAUAAAGAUGAUUUUCUGAAAGUACCAGACAACUUUUUUAAAGAUAUGACUGAACUCAGGGUAUUGAUAUUGUCUGGUGUUAAUCUGUCAAGCUUACCUUCUUCAAUUAAAUGCUUGAAAAAACUGAGAAUGCUUGUUUUGGAGAGGUGCACUCUAGGAAAGAACUUAUCAAUCAUUGGAGAGUUGAAGAAAUUAAGAAUUCUUAGUCUUUCAGGGUCGAAUAUUGAAAGUCUACCUGUUGAAUUGGGGCAAUUGGAUAAGCUGCAACAUUUCGACUUAAGCAACUGCUCAAAACUAAGAGUUAUACCUUCCAACAUCAUAUCAAGGAUGAACAGUUUGGAAGAGUUUCAUAUGAGAGACAACUUGAUUUUAUGGGAAACUGAACAUAAAAUCCAAAGUGAAAAUGCUAGCCUUUCUGAGUUGAGGCAUUUGAAUCAGUUAAGAAGUCUAGAAAUACACAUUCCCAGUGUUGUCCAUUUUCCACAGAACUUGUUCUUUGACAAGUUGGAUAGUUACAAGAUUAUCAUUGGAGAAUUCAACAUCCUUACAGUGGGAGAAUUCAAAAUGCCUGACAAGUAUGAAUCAGUGAAAUUUUUGGCAUUGCACCUGAAAGAAGGUAUUGACAUUCAUUCUGAAAAAUGGGUUAAAAUGUUGUUCAAAGGUGUUGAAAACUUGCUUCUGGGAGAACUUGAUGUUCAUGAUGUUUUCUAUGAAUUAAAUGUUGAAGGAUUUCCAAAUUUGAAACAUUUGUCCAUUGUAAAUAAUUUUGGCAUUCAGUACAUAAUCAAGUCAAAGGAGCAGUCACACCCUUUAGAGGCUUUUCACAAAUUGGAGUCCAUGAGUCUUUACAAACUGGAGAAUUUGAAGAAAAUAUGUCACAAUGAACUUACUGAGGCCUCUUUCUGCAGAUUAAAAGUUAUCAAGAUUAAAUCAUGUGGUCAAUUGGGAAACCUUUUCCCAUUUUCCAUGCUCAGGCUCCUCAUCAUGCUUGAAACAAUUGAAGUGUGUGAUUGUGAUUCUUUGAAGGAGAUAGUUUCUGUUGAAAGACAAACUUAUACCAUCAGUAAUGUGAAAGAUGACAAGAUUGAAUUUCCUCAAUUACGACUUUUAACAUUACAAUCUUUGCCAGCAUUUACUUGUUUAUAUACUGGACAUAAGAUGCCUUCAAUCACACAAUUGUUGGAACUCCAAGUGCCAAACAAGGACAUAGAAAUUAUGGCUGAAGUGGAGCAAGGUGACACCAAUGCUUGCCUUUCACUCUUCAAUGAAAUGGUUUCAAUUCCCAAAUUAGAAUGGUUGGAGUUGUCCUCAAUCAACAUCCAGAAGAUAUGGAGUGACCAAUCUUUGCAUUGUUUUCAAAAUUUGCUCACACUGAAUGUGACAGAUUGUGGUAAUUUAAAAUAUUUACUGUCAUUCUCCAUUGCUGGAAGUUUGGUUAAUCUCCAAAGCCUUUUUGUAAGUUCAUGUGGAAUGAUGGAGGAUAUAUUUCGUGCAGAAGAUGCAAGGCAAAAUAUUGAUGUUUUUCCAAAGUUGAAGAAAAUGGAGAUCAUCCGCAUGGCGAAACUGAAUACCAUUUGGCAAGAAAAUGUUGGUCUUCAUUCCUUUCGUAGUUUGGAUUCUUUGACAAUAACAGAGUGCCACAAACUUGUUACGAUUUUUCCUAGUUAUAUGGGGCAAAGAAUUCUGAGUCUUCACAGCUUGGUGAUUAUUGAUUGCAAGUUAGUGGAAAACAUAUUUGACUUUGGCAAUAUUCCACGACCUUCUAAUAGGAAUGAAACAAACUUGCAUAAUGUUGAUUUACAAUUGCUUCCAAAUUUGAUGCAUGUAUGGAAAGAAGACUCUGGUGACACUCUUAAAUAUAAUAAUCUGCAAAACAUAAGCAUUUAUGGAAGUCCAAAUUUAAAAUAUCUCUUUCCAUUUUCUGUUGCCAAUGAACUAGAAAAACUGCAAUCCCUUGAGGUAAUUGGUUGCUGGGGAAUGAAGGAGAUUGUUGCUUGGGACAAAGGAUCAAAUGAAACGGCCAUUACCUUUAAGUUCCCUCAUCUAAACAUGGUAUCGUUACAACAAUUAUUUGAACUUGGGAGCUUUUAUAGGGGAAAUCACACUUUAGAGUGGCCAUCAUUGAAGAAGAUGUUGAUACUCAAUUGUUACAAGUUGGAAAUACUCAAUACAGAAACCAUAAUUUCACAAAUGAAGCCAAUUGUUUUAGCUACAGAAAAGGUGAUAUACAACUUGGAAUAUAUGGCAAUGAGCUUGAACGUAGCAAAAUUGUUGCAGAAUUACAUUAUUAGUGUUCAUAGAAUGCACAAACUACAAUCACUUGUCUUGUUUGGACUGAAGAAUACUGAGAUUCUCUUUUGGUUUCUUCAUAGACUUCCCAAUUUGGAAAGCUUAACGUUGCAAAGUUGUCUCUUCAAAAGCGUUUGGGAUCCAGCAAGCCUCAUUUCACAUGAAAAAAUAGGGGUUGUUAUGCAACUUAAGGAGUUGGUAUUAAAUAAUUUGUUGUAUUUAGAGGAGAUAGGGUUUGAACACGACCCCCUUCUUCAAAGGGUAGAGCGCUUAAUCAUUCUUGGAUGUCAUAAAUUGACAAGUAUAAUGCCUUCCUCGGUAUCUUACAAUUACUUGACACAUUUGGAAGUGACUAAUUGCGUGGGAUUAAGUAAUUUAAUGACAUCCUCAACUGCCAAGAGUUUGGUUCAACUUGUAACAAUGAAGGUAAGUUGGUGUCAAAUGAUUGAGGAAAUUGUUACAGACACUGAGAAGGAAAAUGUACAAGAGAUUGAGUUUAGACAAUUAAAAGCUUUAGAAUUGGUGUCUCUACAAAGUCUCAAAAGUUUCUGUAGUUCCAUGAAUUGUGACUUAAAGCUCCCAUUACUAGAAAACUUAGUAGUAAGUGAAUGUCCUCAAAUGACAAAAUUCGCUGAAGUCCAAAGUGCUCCGAAGUUACAAAAAGUACAUGUUGUAGCAGGAGAAAAAGAUAAAUGGUAUUGGAAAGGUGAUUUGAAUACCACUUUAGAAAAAAUUAUCAAAGAUCAGGUUUCUUUCGAAAGUUUAAAGCAUAUGCAACUUAUCAACUAUCCUGAGUUGAAGGAAGUCCGACAUGGCAAACCUGCUUUACCAGAUAACUUCUUCCGCAAUUUAAAAAUAUUGGAGGUGAACUCUCUUUGUGAAAACAGAGAAAUUGUAAUUCCAUCUCACAUACUUCCUUACUUGAAGAGUUUGGAAGAAUUGAAUGUGGAUGGCUGCGAUGAAGUGCAAGUAAUAUUUGAAAUAGAUGACAGUGAGACCAAGAAAACCAAAGGAACAGUCUUUCAUUUAAAAAAGCUUAUUUUAGAUGACUUGCGACAUUUGAAAUGUGUAUGGAACAAAAACCCUCAAGGAAUAGUCAGCUUUCCCAAUUUACAAGAAGUGGUUGUUAAAGAUUGUAAAAGAUUGACAAAGCUGUUCCCUUUAUCCAUUGCAAGAAAUCUGGCUAAGCUUAAGACACUUGAAGUAAUAAAGUGUAAGAGGUUGGAAGAAAUUGUUGGAAAGGAAGAUCAAAUGGAACUUGAAACAACUGAAAUGUUUGAAUUCCCUUGUUUAUCCUCACUAGUUCUUCGUAAGUUGCCACGACUUACUUGCUUCUAUCUUGGAAGACACCAUCUGGAAUGCCCCAUGUUAGAGUGCUUAGAUGUGUCUUAUUGUUGUAUGUUGAAGCUAUUCAUGUCAGAAUUUAAUAGUCACCAGGCAGUUGUUGAGGGUCCAGAUCGUACACUAAACAGGGGGCUACAACAGCCUCUUUUCUUGGUUGAAAAGGUCAUUCAUAAACUGAAGGAAUUGGCAAUCAAUGAGAAAAACAUUAUCUUUUUGAGCGAUAGAGAUUUAUCACUCAUUCGCAAAUUAAAGCUAUGCUUUGAGGAUAUCAAUGAGAAAGCUACUCUGCCUUUUGAUUUCCUUCACAAGUUACCCAAUUUAGAAUAUCUUAAAGUGAAAAAAUGCACUGGCCUCAUGACAUUAUUUCCCUCGAAAAAAUUCCACGUUCGCGAUGGAACACUUGUGGGAUUGAAAAAAUUAGCCUUAAUUCAACUCCAUGAGCUCAAUUUGAUAGGGUUAGAGCAUCCAUGGGUAAAGCCAUUCUCUGAAAAGCUCAAGAAAUUUAAGGUUAUCAAAUGCUCUAGAUUGGAAAAAUUAGUGCACAGUGCAGUAUCUUUCAACAGUCUAAAAGAGUUGCAUGUUUAUAAAUGUCAAGGGAUGAAGUAUUUAUUCACAAUUUCAACAGCCAAAAGUUUGGAGCAACUUCAGAUCCUAUAUAUACUGAACUGUGAAUCAAUAAAAGAAAUAGUAAAUAAAGAAGAUGAAGAUGCUUCUCAUGAGAUAAUAUUUAAACAGCUCAGUUUGUUAAUGCUGCUUUCUUUACCAAGCUUAGUGACCUUCUAUUCAGGGAAUGCCACUUUGCAAUUUUCAUCUUUGGAAUCAGCAACAGUAAUUGGAUGCCCCAAUAUGCAAACCUUCUCUCGAGGAGUCGUAGAUGCACCAAUGUUUCAGAAGAUCCAGAAUUCAUUUUCACCUUUGGAUCUUUACUUCCACAAUGAUCUCAAUACAACAAUGGAGAGGUUGUUUCACAGAAAAAAGAUUGAGGUAAGAAACUGUCAAUCUGUUAAGGCAAUAUUCGAUGUGAAAGAUAUAGGAGCAGAUAUGAAAACAACUUUUCAGCUUUCUCUUCCUUUGAAGAAAUUGAUUUUAAAUCAGUUGCCAAAUCUGGAGUAUAUCUGGAAUAUGAAUCCUGAUGAAAUUCUUAGCUUUCAAGACUUAGAAGAAGUGUACAUAGAUAGCUGUCAAAGCCUUAAGAGUUUGUUUCCAACAUCAUUGUCCAGUCAUCUUGUUACGCUUUGUGUGAGACAUUGUGGAAGAUUGGUAGAAAUUUUUGCAGAGGAUGAAGCAGCCAUGAAGGAAGAACCUAAACAGUUCAUUUUUCAUUGUCUGACCUCAUUAACACUAUGGGAGUUGCCAGAGCUCAAGUAUUUCUACCCUGGAAAACACUCACUGGAAUGGCCAAUGCUAAAAUAUAUAGAUAUUUACUGUUGUGACAAGUUGAAAUUGUUUACAACUCAAAAUCACAGUGGUGAAGAUGCACAUAAAGAGGAUCAACAUGGUUUUUCAAUUGAUCAGCAAGCCAUUUUUUUGGUAGAAAAGGUUAUCCCUAACUUGGAGCAUCAAGUAAUCACCAAGGGAGAAACUAUGACUGGGCAAGGACAAUUUGGUGCAAACGUCGCACUUUCACACCUCAUGCAAAAUUUACAAAUUCUCAUAUUGCAGUGCUAUCAUGAGGAUGAUGAGUCAAAUAUAUUCUCUACUGGAUUACUUGAAAAGAUACCCAACCUUGAAAAACUUGAAGUUCGUUGUAGUUCUUUCAAUGAAAUGUUCCCCUCCCAAAGACCUGUUGGUGAUUGUACCAAAAUCAUUUCAAAGCUGAAAGGCUUAUGUUUGAAUGGUGUUGACAAGCUUAGUUCCACAGGAUUAGAGCAUUCAUGGGUAGAACCAUUACUUAAAACACUAGAAAUAUUGGAAGUGUUUUCUUGCCCUUGCCUCAAAAUCAUGGUGCCAUCCACUGUGUCGUUUUCAAAUCUUACCUUUUUGGAUGUUGGUGUAUGUCAUGGAUUGGUAUAUUUGCUCACAUCCUCAACAGCCAGAAGUCUAGGUCAACUGAGGCACAUGUACAUAAGGGAUUGCCAUGCAAUACAGGAAAUAGUGUCCAAAGAGGGAGAUCAUGAAUCCAAUGAAGAGAUAACAUUUGGGCAGCUCAAUACUUUGUAUCUUGAGUCUUUACCAAGCAUUUUAGGAUUUUACUCGGGAACUUCCAAGUUGAAAUUCCCAUCCCUGGAUCAAGUGACUUUAAUCGAAUGCCCUCAAAUGAAAUAUUCCUAUGUACCUGAUUUGCAUCAAUUCAUACUCCAAGAGCCAAUCUCAUUGGAAGACCUGAAUUAA
Abrus precatorius (Indian licorice) is the source of this 7731-nucleotide messenger RNA. RefSeq lists its product as uncharacterized. Gene Ontology annotation, molecular function: ATP hydrolysis activity; protein binding; ADP binding. The coding region runs from base 1 to 7731 and encodes 2576 amino acids. The record is from RefSeq and is a predicted model, not a curated record. The transcript is spliced from 8 exons. Lineage: Eukaryota; Viridiplantae; Streptophyta; Magnoliopsida; Fabales; Fabaceae.